GAAACCACAAGUAACGCAGACAUUCCGACUUCUGUAACAAUAAAAAGUGAUGUGACAACAGUUGUUACAGAAACCACAAGUAACGCAGACAUUCCGACUUCUGUAACAAUAAAUAGUGAUAUGACAACAGAUGUUACUGAAACCACAAGUAACGCAGACAUUCCGACUUCUGUAGCGAGCGAAAGCUAUGUCACAACCGUGGUUACAGGUACGUUAGACAAUAACACAGACAUUACCACUUCAGUAACAAGCAAAACCAAUGUAACAACUGAUGUUUCAGGUAAGUUAGACAGUAACACAAGCACUCCCACUUCUGUAACAAUAAAAAGUGAUAUGACAACGGAUGUUAUAGAAAUCACAAGUAACGCAGACAUUCCAACUUCUGUAACAAUAAAUAGUGAUGUGACAACAGUUGUUACAGAAACCACAAGUAACGCAGAUAUUCCAACUUCUGUAACAAUAAAAAAUGAUGUGACAACAGAUGUUACAGAAACCACAAGUAACGCAGACAUUCCAACUUCUGUAACAAUAAAUAGUGAUGUGACAACAGGUGUUACAGAAACCACAAGUAACGCACACAUUCCGACUUCUGUAACAAUAAAUAGUGAUGUGACAACAGAUGUUACAGAAACCACAAGUAACGCAGACAUUCCGAAUUCUGUAGCGAGCGAAAGCUAUGUCACAACCGUGGUUACAGGUACGUUAGACAAUAACACAGACAUUACCACUUCAGUAACAAGCAAAACCAAUGUAACAACUGAUGUUUCAGGUAAGUUAGACAGUAACACAAGCACUCCCACUUCUGUAAUAAUAAAAAGUGAUAUGACAACGGAUGUUACAGAAACCACAAGUAACGCAGACAUUCCAACUUCUGUAACAAUAAAUAGUGAUGUGACAACAGAUGUUACAGAAACCACGAGUAACGCCGAUAUUCCAACUUCUGUAACAAUAAAAAGUGAUGUGACAACAGAUGUUACAGAAACCUCAAGUAACGCAGAUAUUCCAACUUCUGUAACAAUAAAUAGUGAUGUGACAACAGAUGUUACAGAAACCACAAGUAAUGCAGAUAUUCCAACUUCUGUAACAAUAAAUAGUGAUAUGACAACAGAUGUUACAGAAACCACAAGUAACGCAGAUAUUCCAGCUUCUGUAACAAUAAAAAGUGAUGUGACAACAGAUGUUACAGAAACCACAGGUAACGCAGAUAUUCCGACUUCUGUAACAAUAAAUAGUGAUGUGACAACAGAUGUUACAGAAACCACAAGUAACGCAGAUAUUCCAACUUCUGUAACAAUAAAUAGUGAUACGACAACAGAUGUUACAGAAACCACAAGUAACGCAGAUAUUCCAGCUUCUGUAACAAUAAAUAGUGAUGUGACAACAGAUGUUACAGAAACCUCAAGUAACGCAGAUAUUCAAACUUCUGUAACAAUAAAAAGUGAUGUGACAACAGAUGUUACAGAA
This is a messenger RNA of Octopus bimaculoides (California two-spot octopus), 1464 nucleotides long. RefSeq lists its product as uncharacterized. NCBI's taxonomy places the organism in Eukaryota, Metazoa, Mollusca, Cephalopoda, Octopoda, Octopodidae. Gene Ontology annotation, biological process: G protein-coupled receptor signaling pathway; cell surface receptor signaling pathway. The record is from RefSeq and is a predicted model, not a curated record. Gene Ontology annotation, cellular component: plasma membrane. Gene Ontology annotation, molecular function: G protein-coupled receptor activity.